Pieris napi is the source of this 765-nucleotide messenger RNA. RefSeq names its product nucleolar protein 12 (gene vito). The coding region runs from base 100 to 750 and encodes 216 amino acids. The record is from RefSeq and is a predicted model, not a curated record. Lineage: Eukaryota; Metazoa; Arthropoda; Insecta; Lepidoptera; Pieridae. Gene Ontology annotation, molecular function: RNA binding. Gene Ontology annotation, cellular component: nucleolus. The transcript has 3 exons.
UUUCUGAUGGAGUACAAAUUAAAAAUACAUGUGUUGUUAGUGGUUUUGCCUUUGAAUGACACAUUAUUUCUGCGUAAAAUAGGUUUUAAUUUGUAAAAAAUGGGUAAAAACCGAAAUAAGACUUCUGAAAAAAAGAAGAAAAUUAGUGUUGUCUUCGAUGAGGGCAAAAGAAAGGACUUUUUGUGUGGUUUUCGUAAAAGGAAAUUAGAACGCAAAAAGAAAGCCCAAGAAGAAAUACAGCGUUUACUAAAAGAAGAAAUAAAAAGAAUUAAGCAAGAGAAUAAAGAAUCAUAUAAGAAACUUGUUGUAUCUUCACGGCCAAUUCCUGAUUUAGAGCAAAUACUUCAAGAAGAGUAUGAAGAUGACGAUGUUAAUGUUAAAAUUGUGGAACUUUCAUCAGAUACACUACAAAAGAAAGAUAUUGUUAUUGGUGAAAAUAGGCCAAGAGUUAAAAAAGAAAAAGAUGUAAAUGUUAACAAGGAAAAAAAUACUCUUAAUAAAGUUCCAGGUAUGGGGUCAGACGUGGAAAAUGAAUCUGUGGAAUCAGAAGAUGAGAAAGAAUUAAAAACAAAGAAAGAAGUUAAACAACUACUAAAGAAACAAGCUACAAAAAAAUUGCAGAAGAGCAAAGUUUUUCAAAUGAAAAAUAAACUAGACAGGGUACAAAAUAAGAAGUCUCAAAAGAAAAAAGCAAAGAAUGAACAAAGAAAGGAUAAAUCAAAAAAGAAAAAUCAUAGGAAAAAACAUUAAAUUUAUUUAUAAAGG